This is a messenger RNA of Verruconis gallopava, 3136 nucleotides long. RefSeq lists its product as uncharacterized. The transcript is spliced from 2 exons. The record is from RefSeq and is a predicted model, not a curated record. Lineage: Eukaryota; Fungi; Ascomycota; Dothideomycetes; Venturiales; Sympoventuriaceae. The coding region runs from base 425 to 2548 and encodes 707 amino acids. Gene Ontology annotation, molecular function: ferric-chelate reductase activity. Gene Ontology annotation, cellular component: plasma membrane. Gene Ontology annotation, biological process: intracellular iron ion homeostasis; iron ion transport; copper ion import.
CCAUGAAAUGUGCUCGAGCACGGUCUUGACGCCCGCAUUGCUUCAAAAUCUUACGUCUUGUGAGACAUAGUUGCGAACUUGCUCCAACUAGCUGACCCGUACCGUAUGAUUCUGGCGCUAAUUUGCUCGUCGAAGACCUCGAAGAAAGCGAUCAUCCGUUAGCGGCUGGGUGCUCUUACGCCGCGCGGGAGCUACACUAGCCGAAAGAUAGUCGCAUUUGACCUUGCGGGUAUAUUCCGAGACGGCCGGCAAUCCAAGUCUUUGGCCUGUUGAAUACCACCAGAUCCGACUCUUGAAAAAAAUCCAGUCGUACAACUUAACACACUGGGGGGUUGUAAUGGCCCUUCUCGCCUCCAGAAGAGUCUGAGAAUCACAAACUUAUCUCACAUCACAAAAUCGCUGCGCUGGGCGCAAACUUGUCGAGAUGGCUCAUGUUCAUGGCAGCAGUAGUAGUGGGGGAAUGAAUAUGGAUAUGGGCUCAAUGUCUUCGGGCGCCGGAAUUCCUCCCUUGGAAGAUUUCCCAAAAAUAUACUGGGCGGUUUUAGGUGUUGCAAUUGCUCUUGCAACAGUUGUGAAUGUCAUCAAUAUCAUGAUAUGCCGGCAAAGACUGGCCGCAGCAAGACAAGCAAAGCCAACGCCUGCGAAGCCUAAGAACAUCAUAUUACGUGUAAAUGCGACAGCUACCGCAAUCAUGCGAGAGGCUGCAUGCGCUACGCUGGAUCCAAUUCGAGUAUGGAAGACAACAAUCCCUAUGCCUCAAGUUGGGAGGACCUUCAUCGUGGUCUCAAACGUCAUAGUCUUGACAGUACUCUGCUUCGUGGGAUUCCCAAACACACUAGCACGAGCAGACCUUGAGGACGUUGCGUACCGGAUCGGCUUUGUGUGUUUGGCGCAGAUUCCACUGCUGUUCCUUCUGUCGGGAAAGAACAACAUCAUUGGCUUUCUGACCGGCAUGAGCUACGAGAGACUUAACUGGCUCCAUAGGUGGUGCGCCCGAACGCUAUUCCUCUUCGCCACCGUUCAUUUCGGGUACUGGUUGACCGACUGGUGGCCGUACGGUGACUACGUGACCAUACAGAUUCGGACGAACAACCUGGUCUAUUGGGGCCUCGCUGCUUGGUGCUUCCUCGCAUGGAUCGUCUUUAGUUCCUUCGCCCCGAUCCGACGACUAAGUUAUGAGUUUUUUGUCCUUCAACAUCUCGUUUCGUUCUCUUGCUUCAUCGGUUUUACAUAUCAGCACCUGAAGCCAUUCCCAACGACGCAUGUCUACCUCUGGAUCUCUGUUGGGCUUUUUUUCUUCGAUCGGCUUACCAGAGCAGUUCUUAUGUUGUACACAAACAUCUCAUACUUUCAUCCCCAGCAGCGAAGCGCUGGAGAUAUGAACAAAUUCUGGGCAGGCAAGGCCGAAUUCACUGCCCUGAGUGGAAACUACACAAAGAUCACCCUGAAGCACAAGCCCAUCUCAUGGCAGCCAGGACAACAUGUUUUUGUUUCAUGCCACUCCGUUCUUCCACUUCAGAGCCAUCCAUUCACAAUGGCUUCUCUACCGCAGGAUGGAAAGAUCGAGUUCAUCAUUAAAGCCGAAAAGGGAGGCACAAGGCGUCUCUUCCGGCAUGCGGAGAAGUCUGCACGUCUUCCCGGCGCCAAUGCCAGUCAGCUCAAGACGGUCGCCUUAGAGGGUCCAUACGGACGUAUCAGGCCGCUACGACAAUUUGACAGUGUGGUUCUUUUUGCUGGAAGCACCGGCGCCACAUUCACAAUGCCUUUACUUCGCGAUAUCGUCUUGGGCUGGCAGGAAAGAAAUGCGCCAGGGACUCUACUUCAGCCUGGAGGCGUGGUUACGCGACAUAUUCGUUUCGUAUGGGUAGUGAAAACUCGCGAACAACUCAGCUGGUUUGCAACCCAACUUGACCAGGUUGUCGACUCCGUUGAGAGGUUGCGUACCGAGGGCCUUGACACCGAUGUCGAAAUAUCCAUCUACUGCACGUGCGACGAAUCUUUCACGGAAGAGCAGAAGUCCCUGCUGUCUGCGCUCGGCGUAUCUGCUGGAUCUGGUGCGAAGCCUGUGGCGCGAGGGAGAGUGGAGGAGGUGGACCAAGCCAGCGAGUCGUCCGCAGACGAAAAGAAGGACAACGUGUCCAUUCACGAGCUUGAUCGGCAAGACUCGAAUGCUCGCGCUUGUGGAGGUGGCGUGUGUUGUUGCACGUCCACCAUCGAGGAUGAGGGGGAGGCAGUCAAGUCUCCCAGGGUCUGUUGCUGCUGCGGCCCAAGCAAAAGCGAGGACUCCCGCGCGUCAUCGACGUCGACCUCCAAAAGAACGUUUCUGCAUCCUUCCAUCGCCGUCCUCGCCGGUCGGCCCAACCCUCGCAACAUCAUCCGAAAGUCUCUGGAGCAAGCACGUGGCGAGAGUGCUGUGGUUGUCUGUGGACCGGCCGGGCUUGUCCGCUCGGUCAGGAGUUCAACCGUCAAGUUGAGCGACGAGCGGGCGGUGCACAAAGGCACGGGAGCGCAAGGAAUCUAUCUGCACUGUGAGAGCUUCAAUUAUUAAGAAAAAGGGAAAAAACGGAAUGGCGGAAACCUGUUGGACUGUCGGUUUUGAUGCAUAGCGAGCGGCGUUUUAAAUCUUUCCAUCAGUCGUGUUACAAAAUCCUACCCUUUUCCCCGACCAAAUCUUUCUUGCUUCGCACGAUAGCGGUGGGAAUGACGAAUGGCAUGCAGAAACAUUGGAUUCCUUACACCUGAUGAGGCCCUUGAUUCUUCUCUGGAGCGAGUUCGACAAUGAGUCAGGCGGGCGCAUUUUCAGCCCACAAAAACUUGACCCGCUGAGGACUUCGUCCUUGCGAGCUCCGUGCUCUUUCUUGCCAAGGAAACCUCUGCGAAUCUCCGUUCGAGCGGGCCGGAUGUCUUGGGCCACUCACUUCGUCGAGCCGGCUUAAACUCGCACCGUGAAAGCGAACAUCGCGGGCUGUUCGCGUUCUCAGCGUGGUGGAUACUGGAACUUGAGCACGGCACAUCCAAACACUUGAUUCCGCCGUGCGCGAAAGUUGCUGGGGUCGUUAACACAUAUUGUUUUUACAAGGUGUAAGAGGUAUAAUACACGGCUAUUCAUGUGCUUGGCCACCUUUUUGUUUUUUUG